CCGGCGUGCGUUCGCCUCCGCCUGCGCGCUCCUCUUCUUAAUGGCGGGCGGCGGCUGCUGAGCGGGGACGCCGAGGACCGCGCCGCUAGCACGGGGCAAAGUUUCCCUGCCGCUUCCUCUCCGCUCGCCGCCGGCGGUGCCCCAGCUCGCCAGCAUGUCGGUGGUGCCGCCCAACCGCUCGCAGACCGGCUGGCCCCGGGGGGUCACGCAGUUCGGCAACAAGUACAUCCAGCAGACCAAGCCCCUCACCCUGGAGCGCACCAUCAACCUGUACCCUCUUACCAAUUACACUUUUGGUACAAAAGAGCCCCUCUAUGAGAAAGACAGUUCUGUUGCAGCCAGAUUUCAGCGCAUGAGAGAGGAAUUUGAUAAAAUUGGAAUGAGGAGGACUGUCGAAGGGGUCCUGAUUGUACAUGAGCAUCGGCUACCUCAUGUGUUACUGCUACAGCUGGGAACAACUUUCUUCAAAUUACCUGGUGGUGAACUUAACCCAGGAGAAGAUGAAGUUGAAGGAUUAAAACGCUUAAUGACAGAGAUACUAGGUCGUCAGGAUGGAGUCCUACAGGACUGGGUCAUUGAUGAUUGCAUUGGUAACUGGUGGAGACCGAAUUUUGAGCCUCCUCAGUAUCCUUAUAUUCCUGCACAUAUUACAAAACCUAAGGAACAUAAGAAGUUGUUUUUGGUUCAGCUUCAAGAGAAAGCCUUGUUUGCAGUUCCUAAGAAUUAUAAGCUGGUAGCUGCACCAUUGUUUGAAUUGUAUGACAAUGCACCAGGAUAUGGACCUAUCAUUUCUAGUCUUCCUCAGCUUUUGAGCAGGUUCAAUUUUAUAUACAACUGAAUACCUGCACAGUGGAGAAGUCAAAGAAGUGGCCUCUGCAAGCACAGCUGUACACAGUGUAGAAUAAACUCCGUAGACGUGGUUUUGGUUUUAUCUUUCUUGAUCCCUAACUUGACACCAACUCCUUGUUGUUUGAUAGUAAAGUUAAUAUGAACAACUAGAUAGUGGUGUAAACAAAUGUGAUUAUGUUUAUUUUUGGUUUUACCUAUAUUUUUUUGUACUACAUUAAAGAAAGUGGACUUCUAUUUGUUAUUAUUUUUUCCUAUUUCACCUUAAGCUUAUAAAAUUCUUACGGGUGAGGAUGAUAAAUUUUCCCUUCCUAGGCUGGUGAAUGAGAGUGACAUUUUAAGUCAGUCAAGCAUCUGGGACCCUUGCUCCAAUGCCUUUCUUGCGGGUAUUCUAUAAGACAAUGUUAAGAUCUUGUGAUGAGAUUCUUCUGCUUUUUUAGAGAAGAGAUUUGCUUGAUCGAGACCAAGGUGGAAUUCCUGGUAUAUUACUGUUGAUACAUUUUAAACUGGUAUGUCCAGACCCUAGUUAGGUAGGAGAAAUAAUGCAGAGAUUGACUAGUCAGCAAAAUCGGGGGGAAUUGGUAUGAGAAGACCCAUUUAGAACUCAUUUAAAGUUUUUUUCCUCACAUAACGAGGAUAUUAUUUAUGCUGUUGGUGAAAUUCUGUGUUUUACUUAUUUUUAGUGAUUUGUGAAGAAAAUUUAUAAAAGUGGGUUAUUUUCAAUUUGCAAUUCAUAAAAAUGAAAAUCUUGGUUUUAGAAGGUGAUACAAAAUCUUUACAAAAUAAGUUUGUAAUGUAAGUCAGCUGAAAUCUCAAGGUAAAGUAAUGAAUACAUUUUGAAAGCCUAGAGAGAAAUACCAAGUUAAGCAGUUUUAAAACACUAUUAGCAAUAAAUUUGGAGAAAUAAAAAUAAUCUUCAAGCAAAGUAGUUUAAUGUUAAAGAUACCAUAUAAUGUAAGAUGCAGUGACAAAGAGUAGAGGUUGGUAAUUGUUUUUAAUAGAAGUGAAUGCCUGAUUAUUUUUAUUGUGUUGAUCACAAAAAGUCUCUGGAAUAUUGGAUUAUAUAAAGGUAUAUCAUUUAUUUUUCCCUAUUUUGAUGAAAAAUCCAACCAAGAAUAAUUAAGAGACUAAACAUUCAGGUGUGUUUAAUUAAAGUCCUGCUAAAUCUGUGGUUAACACAUCCAGUGGAUUCUUACUGGGUUUAUGCUUAGUGAUAGAUUAGUGCAGGUGUCUAGGAACAAAACUGAUUUCCUUUGAGAAAGCCCCAAGUUCCCUGGACAGCCCUCUUCCCUCAAGGGCCAAGAGUACUUCCCUCUCUGGUUUACACUAUUUCUAACAUGUUUCUAACAGUAUAAUUUUCUGGUGAGCUUAUCAGCUGAGUCCUUUGAGUAGGGGAAGGUAGAGAUGGAGAUGCUUGAUCCAGCUCACUUCCCAGUUAAAAAGCCACAGUGAACACAUUGCUGAUGUUUUGGCUUUCGCCACGUGUGGGAGAGUGGAGAAAGGGCUGAGUUUCUUGGUCUGGUUUAUAAGGUGCACUCCACAAGCAGAAUCUGAGUUAUCUUCUAAUUUGAGGUUGGUUACAUCCUAGUAUACUAAAAGUGCUUGAUUUAGAAAUGCUUUUUUUUUUUUUUUUUGCUUUUUGGGUCACACCCAGCGAUGCUCAGGGGUUACUCCUGGCUUUGCACUCAGGAACUACUCCUGGCGGUACUUGGGGGACCAUAUGGGAUGCCGGGGAUCGAACCCGGGUCGGCCGCGUGCAAGGCAAACGCCCUACCCGCUGUGCUAUCGCUCCGGCCCCGAAAUGCUUCUUUUUUAAGAAAAAAUUUAUUGAGAAACCAUGAAAUACGAAGUUACUCAUGAUUUUUAGGGGUACAGUGUUACAACACCAGUCCUUUCACUUUGCCACUUUGCUCUACCAAUCCCCAGCUUCUCUCCUGCUCCCAUCCUGCCUCUCUGGCAGGUACUUUUUCUCUUUUGCUUUUAGGCACCACGGUUUACAACAAUGUUACUAAUAGGAUAUUGUGCAUAUCAUUUUCCCUCCUUUCAGCACUCAAUCCUAGUGCAGAGUGACUACUUCCCUAGGUCAGUGUCAUAGCAGUCCCUUCCCGACCUAUCCCACCUCCCCUCACAAUGGCAAAACCCCUACUAAGGACCUGUUCUUUGCCCUUCUUUUCUAUUGCCUUUGGGCAUUAUUUCCCUACUGUGCUUCUUUAUAUCCUGCAAAUGUGUGAGAUCUUUGUCUUGUCACUUUCCCACUAUUUCGUUUAGCAUGAUACUCUCACCCAUAUAAGCAGCAAAUUGCACUACUUCAUUUAUUCUAACAGCUGUGUAGUAUUUCAUUGUUUAUGUCCAUAGCUUUUUCCAUUCAGUUCUUGGGUUAUUGCCAGGUUUUGCCUAUUGUGAAUAAUGCUGCAAUGAACAGAAGAGUGCAGAUAUCUUUUCUGCAUUAUUUUUGAUCCCUUGGGGUAUAUUCCCAGGAGUGGAGUUGCUGGGUCAUAUGGAAGCUCAAUUCCUAGUUUUUUGAGGAAUGUCCAUGUUGUCUUCUAAAAUGGCUAGACCAGUUGACAUUCCCCCCUACAGUGAGUGAGGGUCCUCCUCACACCCACACCAACACUGGUUGUUCUUUGUGGUGAAUGCCAGUCUCUUUGGUAUGAGGUGAUAUCUCAUUGUUUGGAUUUGCAUAUCCCUGAUGAUUAGUGGUAGAGAACACUUUUUGAUAUGCCAUUUGGCCAUUUGUAUUUCUUCUUUGAGGAAGUUUUUGUUUUCUCUCCAUUUUUUGAUGGGGUUGGAUUUUUUUUUUUGUAAAGUUCUACCAGUGCUUUAUAUAUCUUUGAUAUUAACUAUCAGACGUAUGGUUGGUAAAUAAUUUCUCCCAGUCUGUGGGCCAUCUUUGUGGUUUGGCCUUCAUUUUCUCUGAGGUGUAGAAACUUCUUAUUGUAGUCCCACUUGUUUAUCUUUGCUUUUCACUUGUGACGUUUCAUCCUCAAAGAUGCCUCUAGUAGAAAUGCUUUCUUAAUCUCUAGUAGUUACUUACACAGUAAGGCGUAGGUGAGAAAAAUCUUUUACAUAAGUUGACUAGAUUCCUAACUUGGAAUGUAAGAAAUCAGUUUUGAAUGUAAGUUCAAAUAAAUCUUUGAGACUGCUUUUGAGCUGGUCAGUUAUAGUUGUACCAUAAUAAUUUCUUACUCCAGGUUUCCUGAUCUAAAUAAAAGAACUAGGGAAUCGGGGGCUGGAGCGAUAGCACAGCGGGUAGGGCGUUUGCCUUGCAUGCGGCCGACCUGGGUUCUAUUCCCAGCAUCCCAAAUGGUCCCCUGAGCACCAGCAGGGGUAAUUCCUGAGUGCAGAGACAGGAGUAACCCCUGUGCAUCGCUGGGGAAAUUCAAAUUUGACUAGAUACUACAGUUAUCAGUAUUGGGUAUAAGGGUUAAGGUAAAGGUCACACUUCAGGAGCCAACAGUCAAACUGUGCAUUCCAAUCCUCUGUAAAGCAGUAGUUUUCAGAUGAGUUCUUGAUUAGCAGACAUUGUUAAUGAGUUCUAGGUUCCCAGUUUGAUUGUAAAUGAUAACCUUUUGCUUUAAAAUAUGCCAUAUUGUUUUCCCUGAGUGAUUUAAGCAGUGUAUACUCUUAUAACUACAGAAUAUUGGAAAAUAUUCUAUAAAUUGGGGGAGAAGUUUUUACUGAAAUGAUUUUUGUGUGUGGUUCUGGACUUUAUUGAGAGGCAUGAACUCCCACUGAGCCACAUUGUCAAAUAUUUAAACUACAUUUAUGAUUGACAGCUCUAUAAAAAUGGAGAAAAUUUCCCUAAAUGAUGAGAACAUGAUUUUCAGCAUUUUAAAAAUGUUUUAAUUCUGCAUGUGAAUUUGUAUUUUUAUCAUGAAUUUUAUAAUCAGCAUUAAUUACAAGGUUCAAAGUCAGUAUUUAAGCAAAACAACCGUAAUAGUCUAUUUUCCAGUAUUUUUAAUUAGAAGUGAAAAGUAGAGGUUCUUCAAUUCAGCUGACCUAUAAAACAAUCAGUUUCUUUCUUUGGGGCUGGAGCAAUAGCACAGCAGGUAGGGCAUUUGCCUUGCACUCGGCCAACCCGGGUUCAAUUCCCAGCAUCCCAUAUGGUCCCCUGAGCACCUCCAGGGGUGAUUCCUGAGUGCAGAGCCAGGAGUAACCCCCGUGCAUCGCCAGGUGUGACCCAAAAAGCAAAAAUAAAAAAGUUCCUUUCUUAAAGGUGACUCCCAAUCUCCCGAGUAAGUAGUGGCUUUAUUUUUAUGAAAGUAUCUGUUCACUUGAUAUGACAUGCUUGGAGGAGUAGUUUAUCUUCAGAGAGGUCCCUAAGCUUAAUACCUACCAAAUUAUUUACCAGUUCAUAGUGUUUGGAACACCUUAAGCUGAUAACCAUCAUUAAGACUACUUCUGAGAGUAUGCAGUUUUGCAUAGCAUAUUUCCAAAGAAGACUUUAACUGUGGCAUAAGUCAGCUUCUGUAGCAUAAGAUUCAAUAUCUAAUAAUUAUUCUACUUAUCGUACAUCAUUAUUUGGGCCCAAAUGGACUGAUUUCAAGCAGUAUGCCUUUAUUAAACGAGCAAAACAAUGCUGUAAUUUGACUUGUCAAAAACUUUCGUAUUAACUCAAAUUAUAUUAGUCAAAUUUGUGUUUGUGGGAAAAAAAAAAACAGACUGAAACCUAAGUUCAGAUUAAGCCAGGUAAGCUGGAAUUUGUAUUUUACUGAGACCAUGUAAAAGUAUAUUGAAUAUUAUGUUUGAAGGAAGGAUGAGUGGAUUUACAGAGACUUUGGUUAAUGCAGUCAUAUAGUGUGCUCACUUAUAGUUUGACUUUCAGAAUUUUCUUGGCAUUACGUUUAUAGAAAACGUAUAAUAAAAGAUAGCUGUUUGAAGUUUUGGUUAUAUUUUUAUAUUUGUAAAGUAAAUGUUUGAUUAAAAUGGUCACUGUUUUGUUUUUUUAAUUGUCAUUUCAAUAAAAAAGUUAAAAACCGGUAA
Sorex araneus (European shrew) is the source of this 5829-nucleotide messenger RNA. It is a transcript of the gene NUDT21, whose product is annotated as nudix hydrolase 21. Gene Ontology annotation, molecular function: mRNA binding. Gene Ontology annotation, cellular component: mRNA cleavage factor complex. The record is from RefSeq and is a predicted model, not a curated record. Bases 155 to 838 code for a protein of 227 amino acids. The transcript has 7 exons. Lineage: Eukaryota; Metazoa; Chordata; Mammalia; Eulipotyphla; Soricidae.